Messenger RNA from Chelmon rostratus (copperband butterflyfish), 2719 nucleotides. It is a transcript of the gene lrfn2b, whose product is annotated as leucine rich repeat and fibronectin type III domain containing 2b. The record is from RefSeq and is a predicted model, not a curated record. The transcript has 2 exons. Gene Ontology annotation, cellular component: postsynaptic density membrane; cell surface. NCBI's taxonomy places the organism in Eukaryota, Metazoa, Chordata, Actinopteri, Chaetodontiformes, Chaetodontidae. Bases 10 to 2364 code for a protein of 784 amino acids. Gene Ontology annotation, molecular function: protein binding.
GACUCUACCAUGGACCACAUCUUCUACUGCCUGCUGGUCCUGGGAGCCACAGUGAUGAUCAGUCAUGCAUGCCCCAAGUACUGUGUAUGCCAGAAUCUGUCAGAGUCCCUGGGGACAUUGUGUCCCUCUAAAGGCCUUCUUUUCGUGCCUCCAGACAUUGACCGCAGCACAGUGGAGCUGCGUCUGGGAGGCAACUACAUCCUCCGCAUUACACAGCAGGACUUUGCCAAUAUGACUGACCUAGUGGAUCUGACCCUCUCCAGGAACACGAUCAGUUACAUUCAGCCCUUUUCCUUUGGUGACUUGGAAACACUGCGCUCGCUUCAUCUGGACAACAACCGUUUGAUGGAGCUAGGCCCUGAUGACUUGCGUGGCUUGGUCAACCUGCAGCACCUCAUUGUCAACAAUAACCAACUGGGACGCAUCCAUGACAAGGCGUUUGAGGACCUGGCACCUGCCUUGGAGGAUCUGGAUCUCUCCUACAACAACCUGAUGUCUCUGCCCUGGGACUCCGUCCGUCAGAUGAUAAAUUUGCACCAGCUUAGUCUGGACCACAAUCUGUUGGACUUUAUUCCAGAGGGUACCUUCACUGACCUGGAAAGGCUGGCAAGAUUGGACCUGACCUCGAAUCGUUUGCAGAAGCUACCACCAGACCCCAUCUUUGCCCGUGCACAGGACUCAAUAAUCCUGACUACACCAUAUGCUCCUCAGUUGUCCCUAAGCCUGGGUGGGAACCCACUGCACUGCAACUGUGAGAUGCUCUGGCUGCGGAGGCUUGAGAGAGAUGACGACCUGGAGACGUGUGUCUCCCCUCCUGCUCUGAAGGGUCGCUACUUUUGGAAUAUGAAAGAGGAGGAGUUUGUCUGUCGUCCACCUCUCAUUACCCAGCACACCCACCGAAUGCUGGUCUUGGAGGGACAGACAGCCACUCUAAGGUGUGAAGCAACUGGAGACCCUUCUCCUACCAUCCACUGGAUCUCCCCUGAUGAUCGGCUGCUUGGCAACUCCUCCCGUACUGCAGUGUACAGCAACGGAACCCUUAGCAUCACCAUCACAACCUCCAAGGACUACGGCACUUUCACCUGCAUUGCCGCUAAUGUGGCAGGAGAGUCCACUGCUUCCGUGGAGGUGUCCAUUGUCCAGCUCCCCCACCUCAGCAAUGGCACUGGGCAGCCAGCCCCACCAAAGUCACGCCUCUCUGAUAUCACAGGGACCACCAGGAUCAGUAAAGGGACUCCCAAGAGCCAACCAGAGAGGACUGUGUCUGUCUCUCAGGUGACAGCUGUUUCAGCACUGGUCAAGUGGACAGUGAGCAAGUCAGCGCCAAAGGUGAAGAUGUACCAGCUCCAGUACAACUGCUCUGAUGAUGAGGUUCUGAUCUACAGGAUGAUCCCAGCGUCCAGCAAAGCCUUCUUGGUGACAAAUCUGGUGUCGGGGACCCGCUAUGAUCUGUGUGUGCUGGCCGCCUGGGAUGACACUGCCACCACGCUUAUGGCCACCAACGUUGUGGGCUGCACCCAUUUCCUCACGCAGGAUGACUUCCCUCAGUGCCAGUCUCUGCCCAGCCAGCUGCUGGGAGGCACCAUGAUCCUGGUUGUGGGGGGUAUCAUCGUGGCCACUCUGCUUGUGUUCAUCGUCAUCCUCAUGGUGCGCUACAAAGCUGCAGAUACUGAACCCCCAGUGGGCAAGCUGGCCAGUGUCAGUGACACAUACUCUCAGACCAACGGUGGACGACUCGGGCAAAAUGGGCUUCUUAUGCCCCAGUCUCAGUCUCUGCUUCAGUUUGAGCAAGCGGUCAAGGCCAAAGUGACUCUGCAGAAUGAGGUGGUAGAGUUCAGGUGUGGCUCUCUCCAGAGCAGCCUCACAUCUUCUUCUUCUUCCUCAGGCUCUAUGGCUAGGGGCUCAUAUAGCCCCAACAGCACACUCGCCAGCAUCUGGAGGUCAACUCCCUCCAAGCCCCGGUCCAACUUAGACCACCUCCUCGGGGCCUUCGCCUCACUGGAGUUGCGAGGGGCACAUAGCUGUGACCCAGGAGCCUCCAAUAGUACUGCGAUGAUGGCGGCAAAACUCCACACAGACAAGGAGCCACUGCUGGGCAGGACACUGGACUCCAGCCUCAGUCGGCUCCUAAUGCUACCUCUGGACUCCAAGCCAAAAAGGAGCCAGUCCUUUGACAUUGGAGAUAUAACAGGUGCCGGGGCCACUCAGCUGUGCAACAAACCACAAAGGAUCAGCAACAUCUGGACUAAGAGGAGUCUGUCUGUAAAUGGCAUGCUGCUGCAGUGUGAAGAGGAGGAUCCGGACACAGGAGGAAGCAAGGGGACAAUGGACAGCGCUGACUGGGUGAUGGAGAGUACUGUCUAGGAACUACCCAAAUAGAUGGCCAAGACAGACCUGCUGGCCUAAGAGCCUUUGUCCUACAUGAAAAACAUUCAUUUUCAUCCCUUCCACUUCACUACUCAGACUAAAAUGAGAAAAGAUGAGGGGUUUUCAUUGUCAUAGCCAAAUAUGAACUCUAGGAAUAAGACUUUUGCAGUGUUUUGCCUCACACGUUGUACAAUAUGGAUUCAAAUUGCUCAUCAACUGAAGGGAAAUGACAAAGCAGUGCAGACUGUCACCUAAUAUGUGGCCAUGCCCAUGGGCUUUUAUUAUACUAUAAAAAGUUUAGGUAUGUAAUGAAAUGGAUGUUUUAUAUAUUUUUUUGCUUGUCAAACACAAA